AUGGCAUUAUUUACAUUUCUUUUGUGUUUUUCAAUAUUCCUCUUAGGAUUGUCUUUGUAUUUGAAAAGGCUCAGCAAAGAGUACUAUUUGUUGGCAUUCUGUAAACUCUUGAAAACGGUGGAUGGUAGUAAAGUAACGGAUAAAGUGUACAUAGUGCCGGGACGUACGAUUUUUGGCAACAACUUCGACAUAUUGAAUUCAAAUCCGGAGGAUGUUUACCACUGGUCUCGCGAGCUCUAUCAACGAGCAAACGGUAAACCUUACGCUUUAUAUUAUUACCAAGGGGUUAUUUAUUCAAUAACAAGCCCGGAAGCAGUACAAGAGGUUUUCCAAAGUCAAACACUUAACACAAAAGGUAUUAUAUAUGACUUGGUGCGUCCAUUCUUGGGUGAGGGAUUGCUUGUUAGCUCAGACCAACAAUGGCAUGACAGACGAAAAUUGCUCACACCAGCUUUUCACUUCAAUAUAUUGCAGAGUUUUAUUGAAGUUUUCAAAAAUGAAACUGUAAAACUUGUGAACAUGUUAAGCGCGAAGCAGAAUCAAAAUAUGAAUCUAAAUGAAAUUAUACCGGAAUUCACUUUAAAUAGUGUGUGUGAAACCGCGCUUGGCAUUUGCUUGGAUGACAUAACUGGCAGCAGCGAGUAUCGCAAGGUCAUACAUGACAUAGAGUUAGUGAUGGUGAACCGGCUAUGUAAUCCGUUCAUGUAUUUUCCCUGGAUUUUCAAAUUUUUCGGCGAUCACAAAGGAUUUUACAAAAAUUUGAAGGUAGCACAUGACUUUAGCAGUAAGAUUAUAACAAAGAAACGCGAGGAAUUUCAAAAACGGCAAUUUGCCAUUGAAACCGUGCACGGAAAUGAUGAUGAAACUGGUAAGCGAAAACGUUACGCCAUGUUGGAUACGCUUUUUCACGCCGAGUCCCAGGGAGUCAUUGAUCAUAGAGGUAUUUGUGAUGAAGUUAACACAUUUAUGUUCGAGGGUUAUGAUACGACGGCAACUUGUCUCAUUUUUACAUUAUUCAAUUUGGCCCUACAUCCGGAUAUACAAGAGAAAUGUUACCGAGAAGUCAAAAAUAGCGAUUUGCCAUCGAUGAGCAUUUUCGACUUCAAUCAGUUGGCAUAUUUGGAAUGUGUUGUAAAGGAAACACUACGUCUUCAACCCUCUGUGCCCUUCAUUUCGCGUUACUGCCGCGAGGAUACAGAACUCAAUGGUGUGAUAUUGUCCGCCGGCAGUCAGAUCAAUAUACACAUACUCGAUAUAAUGCGCGAUGAACGACAUUUUCCGGAUCCUUUAAAAUACGACCCUGAUCGAUUUUUGCCAGAAAACAGCUUAAAUCGACAUCCGUUUGCCUUUGUGCCCUUCAGCGCUGGUUCAAGAAAUUGCAUAGGUCAAAGAUUUGCCAUGCUUGAGAUUAAAGCUAUGCUAGUGGGCAUUUUGCAGAAUUUCCGCUUGCUGCCAGUCACUAUGCCCGAGGACAUACGCUAUGAAUAUGGAUUGGUUUUACGCACAAAAGAGAAUGUGUUAGUUAGGAUGGUAAAAAGGGCGCAUUAGGUAGAUAAUUGUAAAGCAAUUAAAUACUUGUGGGCAGAACGUGAGCCGUCACAUUGAGAUGUUCUGUAUCUAAGCUAUGGAAAUUGAAUUUUUUAUUGGAAUUUGUUAUAUAUUAUUGUUGAACACUGUAUAUGCUGU
Molecule: messenger RNA, 1686 nt
Organism: Bactrocera tryoni
Lineage: Eukaryota; Metazoa; Arthropoda; Insecta; Diptera; Tephritidae
Product: probable cytochrome P450 4ac1
Exons: 8
Coding region: 1-1548 (515 amino acids)
Molecular function (GO): iron ion binding; monooxygenase activity; heme binding
Source: RefSeq, a predicted model, not a curated record